Molecule: messenger RNA, 1260 nt
Organism: Orbilia oligospora ATCC 24927
Lineage: Eukaryota; Fungi; Ascomycota; Orbiliomycetes; Orbiliales; Orbiliaceae
Exons: 3
Coding region: 1-1260 (419 amino acids)
Biological process (GO): ubiquitin-dependent protein catabolic process
Cellular component (GO): proteasome regulatory particle, lid subcomplex
Molecular function (GO): structural molecule activity
Source: RefSeq, a predicted model, not a curated record
AUGUCAUCGCGUUACGAGGAGGCUAAAAAUGCUUCCAAAACAGACCCCGACAGAGCAACAGUCUUGUAUAAACAGAUACUAUCGGAGAACCCGGGGAUGAAUGAAGCUGCGUUGAAGGAAUAUGAGCUUGCUUUGAUGGAUCUUGGUGGUAUCUAUCGAGAUAGAAGGCAGACGCAAGAACUUGCCGAACUAAUUACCACGAGUCGAUCCGUGAUGACAUCCUUUGCAAAGGCAAAGACCGCGAAAAUCGUCCGUCAGUUAGUUGACCUCUUCACCACCAUCCCUGAUACGGUUGACCUUCAGAUCAGUGUCACAAAGUCAUGUGUGCAAUGGGCUAUAUCCGAACGCAGGUCAUUCCUCCGACAGAACCUUGAAACCCGACUUGUUGCUCUUUAUCUCCAAAAGCAAUCGUAUCAUGAAGCUCUCACCUUAAUCAACUCGCUCCUCAAAGAGCUCAAGAGAUUGGAUGAUAAGAUGGUUCUAGUGGAAGUCCAACUGCUGGAGUCUCGGGUCUAUCAUGCCCUCCGAAACAUCCCAAAAGCUAGAGCAUCAUUAACCUCAGCUAGGACAUCAGCGAACUCCGUAUACUGCCCACCAUUGAUGCAGGCGAACUUGGAUAUGCAAUCCGGUAUUCUCCAUUCCGAGGAGAAGGAUUUCAAAACCGCAUUUUCAUACUUUAUUGAAGCUCUUGAGGGAUAUGCAUCGCAGGAUGAUACAGAUAAGGCAGUGGCAGCAUUAAAAUAUAUGUUGCUGUGCAAGAUCAUGCUUAACUUGGCGGAUGAUGUCCAUUCCAUCAUCACAGGGAAAGUCGCGCAACGCUACGCAGGAAAGGAUGUGGAUGCCAUGAAAGCCGUCGCAAAGGCCCACUCAAACAGAUCUCUCGCUGAAUUCCAGCAAUCCUUGAUGGAAUUUCAAGACCAACUCAUCGCCGACAGCUUUAUCAAAUCCCAUCUCCAGGCCCUCUACAACACGUUGCUUGAGCAGAACCUAUGCCGGGUUAUCGAGCCGUUCUCAAGGGUUGAAAUAGCCCACAUUGCCAAGCUAGUCGGGGAUAUGAGCCCCGCCAAGGUCGAAGAUAAGCUCUCACAAAUGAUACUAGAUAAGGUUAUCAAUGGGGUUAUUGACCGUGGAAGCCAGUGCCUUAUCAUCUACGAGGAGACACAGAAGGAUAAAGGGUUUGAGGCUGCCAUUGAGACGAUCAAGAAGCUAAGCACCGUUGUGGACGUGCUGUAUACAAAUCAAGCCUCUCAGUUGGACUAG